AGUGGGGGUCGUUGUUUGGGGGGCACGGGCAGCGGGUUUGUCUCGAGCCUGGAGCGGGUGGGAGCGGAGGUUAGCAUGCUAGCUAGCUGCAGUUAGCGGACUGCUGCUGCUUCGUCAUUCGCCAGGCUGGGAAGGAUGCGGCGCUGGGAUGCUGCCGCUGCUGCAGCAGCAGGGAGGGGAGGGCCAGUAAUGGUAACUGUACCGGCCGUCUGGCUUCGGCCCAUCGUCCUUAUGAACUACCACCCCCAACCUCCCGUUUUUCCCCUCCCACCUCUCUUCGUUGCCCCCCCCCCCCCGCCUUCAUAAACCAUAGACUCUCAUUUCAGUCCAGGAUGAACAAACAAAAAUCGCAGAUGAUAGAUACCGGAGUGGUUUCACCAGAGAAAUAACACCACUUCCAACAGCUCGACUUCCGGACUGUCAAUUAGCCAGCUAUGCUAGCUAGGCAUUGAACUGGCUGACCGGCUAACAUUAGCACUAGCAUCACCCCCCUCACCCUCCCCAGCUAGCAUCCCUGGCUAACCUGCAUCCUCCAGCCGAGCCAUCACAGGCCAGCUGGGCUUACACAACCACCUUCCCAUCCUGCCGUCUCACACCAGCUAUUUCAUCGCCACUAACAGUUAGUAAUCGGCAUAAGAGCCGUUGCCAGACAUUUAUUCACGGCUCGCCCAUUAAAAUAUAAUGGAGCACGCCAAGCGGAUGUUGUUAUGUAACAGAUAAUGACACCACACGCCCUUGAAACAAAAGCUGUUGUUUCCGUAUUUGUUUGUUUGUGUGUGUGAUGCAGGGCACAAUCAUGAACAAUAAAUCACAGACAGAGGAGGGACGGGGGGAGGAGGGAGUGUUUGUCGCACCGAGGGCCGCAGCUCUGAGCCGGCUUCUGAAAUAUACAACCCCUGCUCCUGUCAGCCAUUGUUUUUGUUGUCAUUGGAGAUCUCAGCAUUUGUUUUCCAGCGCUGGAUCUUCCCAAUGGUGCUUGUGUGAGCCAUGCAUUGAAGCAACAUGACCAGUCGGUUCAUCAGAACACAACCAGUACUGCUGACUCACUACUGGACCGCCUGAAAACUGAAGAACUCUGAGAGAACAAGAGAGUGAAGGGAACACUGUAAAAGAGGGAGUGAGAAGAAAGGAAGGAAGGAGGGAGGGAAAGAGGGAGCAAAAAAAGUAAAGACGGUGAGGAACACUAGACGGGAAGAGAGGCAGCAGGAGAAAGUCAGGUUGGGUCAGAAGGGCAAGAGGAGGAAAGAGUAAGUGAUAGUGGACAAGAGAAGUAUAAAUAUUAAUCUAUUAGGCAGUGAGUGGAAGAAUUUAAAGUCUGAUGAGAAUAAGUCAAGGGGUCAGACGGACAGCUGACUGAGCUUCAGACAAACCCACUGUCCUGCUAACCCUCCAACAACUGUCCCUUCACGGUCACCAUACUGGGAGAGCUGGGAGAACUGGUCACGAGGAGAAGCCACCAUGAGCGACCAGAACGUUGUCAAGGAAGGCUGGGUCCAGAAAAGAGGAGAGUACAUCAAGAAUUGGCGACCACGCUACUUUCUGCUGAAGACAGACGGCUCUUUCAUCGGCUACAAGGACAAACCACAAGACUCUGACCUGGCCUACCCACUCAACAACUUCUCUGUAGCAAAAUGCCAGCUGAUGAAGACGGAGCGGCCAAAGCCAAACACCUUUAUCAUCCGCUGUCUGCAGUGGACGACAGUCAUCGAAAGAACUUUUCAUGUUGACACUCCUGAUGAGAGGGAUGAGUGGGCUGAGGCCAUCCAGAUGGUAGCAGAGUCACUAGCCAAGCAGGAGGAGGAGGGCAUCUUGUGCAGCCCCACCUCCCAGAUUGAAAACGUCAACGAGGAGGAGAUGGACACCUCCAUUAGCCACUACAAACGAAAGACAAUGAAUGACUUUGACUAUUUGAAGCUUCUGGGCAAAGGCACUUUUGGUAAAGUCAUUCUGGUGAGGGAGAAGGCGAGCGGCACCUACUACGCCAUGAAAAUCCUCAAAAAAGAAGUCAUCAUUGCCAAGGAUGAAGUUGCUCACACUCUCACAGAAAGUAGGGUUUUAAAAAAUACUCGGCAUCCAUUCCUAACUUCUCUGAAGUAUUCAUUCCAGACAAAGGAUCGGCUGUGCUUUGUAAUGGAGUAUGUCAAUGGAGGAGAGCUAUUUUUCCACUUGUCAAGAGAGAGAGUUUUUUCAGAGGACCGCACCCGUUUCUAUGGCGCUGAGAUCGUGUCUGCUUUAGAUUAUUUGCAUUCUGCCAAGAUCGUGUACCGUGAUCUGAAGCUGGAGAACCUCAUGUUGGACAAAGAUGGCCACAUCAAGAUCACUGACUUUGGUCUCUGCAAAGAAGGCAUCACUGACACUGCCACUAUGAAAACCUUCUGUGGAACACCGGAGUACUUGGCUCCUGAGGUGCUAGAGGACAAUGAUUAUGGACGUGCAGUGGACUGGUGGGGUUUGGGCGUGGUGACAUAUGAGAUGAUGUGCGGACGCUUGCCCUUCUACAACCAGGACCACGAGAAGCUGUUUGAGCUCAUCCUCAUGGAAGAGAUAAAAUUCCCACGAACCCUGUCAGCUGAUGCCAAGUCACUCCUGUCAGGGCUGCUCAUUAAGGACCCCAACAAACGGUUGGGCGGUGGACCGGAUGACGCUAAGGAGAUCAUGCGGCACAGUUUCUUUGGCACAAUCGACUGGCAGGACGUCUAUGACAAGAAGUUGGUACCACCCUUCCAGCCUCAGGUCACCUCUGAGACAGACACGCGCUACUUCGAUGAAGAGUUCACAGCACAGACCAUCACCAUCACUCCACCUGAAAAAUACGAUGAGGACGGGAUGGAUGCAGCCGACAACGAGCGAAGGCCUCAUUUCCCACAGUUCUCCUACUCGGCCAGCGGUCGAGAGUGAGCUCCAGCCCAGCCAGGCAGUAUCGUCCCCAUUUGUGGCCAUUUUGAGGAAAACGCGUAGCCAUUUUAGGGAAAAAAAACACCAGUCUCCCCUCUUUUUCUUCUUCUCUGCCUCUUUGCAGAGGGGGAGAAGUCUUUUUAGGGACUUUAAAAGAGGUUUUUGCACAGUGGGAUAGACUCCAGCCGGUCUCCCCACACUAAAAAAUAAGUCUCCUACAUUUUCAGCGCUAUUUACUGCAGAAGGCAAUGUUUUUGUUAUUUAUUUUUUUUCUUUCUGUCAGUAUUAAGUUGUCGACCCAGGUUGCGUUAAUAUUUUUGUUUGUUUGUUGUUUCUGCCCAUUUUUUGUUCUUCUUUUAACUUUUUUGCACUUGGUUUGGAAGAGCCGUUUUAGGGAACAAAAAACCAAAAAUGUUGCCUUAUGUGUGCAGAUGUUUUGCAUCAUACCUACAGGGUGGUGUUUUUGUUUUUUGGGGGGAUUGGGAUUUUUCGUCAGAGGAGAGGCUGGGCGGGUUCUGGGAUGUGAAAGGUCACAAAUAGUUGAGAAGAAGUGCAUGGCUCAUGGUUCACUCAUUUUUAAAAAAAAAAAAAAAAUUAAAAAAAAUAUCUUACUCGUACAUUUGCCAUGGCAGCACACAUUUCCCAAAUCCAUGGUGAUGAAAAUCACAGUGAGCCUACAGAUUACAAAAAACAAACAAAAAAGAAAAGUUGGAAGAUGAGAAUGGGUGAAUCUAUAUCAUUCCUUUCAUUUGUCGCAGUAACUUCCCUCUUAUUUUAUUUUAUUUUUGCGCUUUUUUGAAGUUACUUUGAAACAAGAAACACUAAACUGCCAGAAACUGCACACUUCACUCAGGCGCCACAGAGCACAACCGCAUUCAAACUCAGCUUAACCGCUCCAGCUUUCCACAGCCGGCAGGGGAACGAGGCCUUUCUCUGCAGCAUCACCGCUUCUUCUCCUCCUCAUCAUCCACCUCUCCUCUUUUUUUUUUCUUUCUUUUUUUUCUUCUUCAUUGUAUCUGUAGGACUAGAAUGGAAUGGAUGUUUACACAGGGAAACAUGGCUUCAUGUAUGUAUGUACAGUUUGCGAUUUGAAUGGGGGUCAAGAAUAUGCUGUCAUAGCACACAGAAACACACACACACACACACACACACACACACUUACUCUCAGAUGUAGGAAACCGCAGUGUUAUCUAUAAUGAUAGUGAAGUCGGCAGUUUACUCCAAACUGAGAUUUGAUGGUCUUUUCUUCUGUUUUUGCAAAACAUGGGGACACGAGAAUGCUCUGCAACUUGCAGAAGCCCAAAGCCUCAGGUCACGUCUACAUGCCAAGCAAUUUGCUUGUUGCGUGUUGCUUUUAGUUAGUUCCAAAACAGGUGUUCCUGCUUCUGGUUGCUUAUUUAACCCUCUAUUGCUACAGUCACACUAGUGAAAACAGUGGUUUAAGUCCAAAGCAUGAACAGAAUCACUGCAAAUGUGUCACCUGCCAUCUUCAAAGCACUUUUGGUGCAUCGAGACUUUGACAAUAAGAUUGGAGUCAAGCAGUCAGGCUGCUGUAUCCGCUCAGUUUGCACUUGAAUGGGGUCAGAUUUGUACUUGAUGCAAUGUUUUUGUAAAAAUUAACUGUGUUAAAGAAAUAGAUUUGAAUAAGAAAUUCAGUUGCCUUGGGAUGGCAAUUUUACUUUAAAAAUGACAUCAGCAACUUUGUGCUUGUACAAGAACACAACCAGUUGCCAACCAGCUGAGACAAGUGUCUUGUUGCACAGAGACAGUGAAGAGUGGCUCUCUUUGGCACAGACUGACUCAGAAAGCAACAUGUUGUCAGUCUAUUUCUAAUUAUCCAGCAGUUAUGUGCAAGCCUUUGAAAUCUGAGUGAUUUCAGUCACUUUGAGUCAGACCACAGUUGUCUGACAGAUUGCCUCCCACCAGGCGACCUUUGGAACUGCCUUGCGAUCUAAAGAGGUCACUGCAGUUACUUGCAGUUAGUUACCAAAUACAAAAGUAUACACUGGGCAACCACUUUUUAUUUUUUGUUAUUUUCCUUUUUGAGUCACAAGAAAGUUGUUGACUGUUCAGACUGAGUUUCAUGUAGUUCCAUCCCCAUCAUGUGUUAGUUGUUUUGGUCACUGAACUGAUUCCUGCUAGCCUCUGCCUUUGUGGAGGCCUCUCCAAUAGCCUCCAAAUAGUGAGUCCUUAACACAAGCAACCUAGCUGUUAUAUCCAGAAACCAAAAUUGACAAUCUUCUGGUAUCGCCUGUUCCAAUGUGUGUUCUGACAUGUAGCUGAAAAAGUGUUUUGUUCAUUGAAAACAGUAAGAUGUGUGGAUAUUUUAUAGUUUCUUAGCUCAGCUGCUGUUGAAAGUGAUCAGAAAGCUGCCAAACUCAUUCAGACAGUAAAUUCGACAAAAAAUUAUAUGGAUAAGAAGAUAGUAGUGCAUCCUUCUCUGAUGUACUGUGCAGCUACAACUAAAGGCAGUAGUUGGGCAACUACAGCUUAAAGUGAUGAAUUUAUUACAGUAUUGCAUAGUCCAAGUAUGGGCUUCUAAGCAUAGCCUGGUACCCUACAAGUGGAUGUUGCGAUGGUUACGAGUAGCAGCAGUACUGACUUGUCAGAGUCAGUGUGGGGACUUUUGCAGCUUAAACCCACCAGCAGACUGUGAGUGUGUGUUUGGAGUGUAGUGAAAGUGAGGGGGCAUGUAGGUGUUACUGACACUACAGCUGGAGUUUGCUCAUCUGGACUAGUUCGCAGGCUUGGCUCCCACACUGGCAGUAUUAGCAUAUGUUUAGUGAGUUCUGCCCACAAGUGGCCUGACUGAUGCAUCACACUUCCUACGAGAAGUGGAACUGAUUGUGGGGAAUUGGGGAAAGAGAUCCAAACAUCCCAAAUACUGUCAGCUAAACUGUCCAUGUGAAGCAGCCUUUUCACCUGUGAGCACACAUCAGAUCUGAUUUGCUGGAGAAUACUGCCGACUUGAAAGUAUUUUGUACAUUUACAGAUGUUUGGAAAGAUUAAGAAGAAGAACUGAGGAUUGGUACGUCUUUGUGUGUUAAAGUAACGACGCAGAUAGAGAAGUACGACCGAGACAUAUCGAGUAGUGAGUAAAAAGUGAAGGGAAAGGGUUUUGCAGCUGUGCAGGAACCUAAAAAGAAGAUUGCUGUAAAGAUUUGAGAAAAAAAAAGAGAAACAUUGUUUUCAGUUUAAGAGGAGAAAUAUUGACUCGCAAACACAGAUACAAAGACUGUUUUUACAUGACAAAUCUUAGUGAAGAAAAUGUAAUUUAUCACACAGAUGCUAAACAGAAGUGAGGCUUUCAGCUCCAGACGCAGGGGUCCUGACCCAAUUAAUCUUGUCAGUAUUAUGAGAGAAAUGUAUUUACACACAGACAAAUAUUUAAAUUGAAGUAAGAGUAUCAAUAAUUUACUGAUCAUGUCAGAUCACAAGAAAACUGAGCCGUGAGACACUCGUGUAUGAAGACUGUGAGGACUGCGAGAAAAAAGUGGCCCCAAACUUCUUGAUGUAAAUAUGCAAUGCCUUUUUUGUUUUUUUGUCUUCACUUAUGAGGCAUAAACAUUUGUUUUCUGUGUGACUGUAUGUUAAGCUUGCUGAUGAGAAUAGUGACCGAAAAAUUCAAACCACCCGCAAACGAUUCAAAAACUGCUUUGAAGAAAAAGAACAUUUAAAAGGAAAAAAAAUAAACACGUGUCAAUGAAUGGACCCUUCCACUGUUUUUUGUUUUGGGUUUUUUUUUUUUUUUUGUCUUUUUUUUUUUCAGUUUUGCGUUUGUUUGGUUUUUUUGUGAUUCAUGAGGAUGUUUCCAUGGAGACGAUCCCCAACCCGCCUUUCUUAUGUCACCAUGGUCCCUGAAAAUGAUCGACUCCAGAAAUGUGAGGACAUCUGUAACAUGGAGUCUGCACUGUAAUUCUGUUCCCUUCACCUUCUUAAAAAACUAUAAGAGGAACCUUGGAGGACUGUCAUUUUUUUGUUUGUUUUUCCUGUGCGUGUGCGCGUGUGUGCGGUGCUGGUUUCAUCAGGUUUCUUCAGUCCCAAUUCAUUCUCCUUCCCUCCUUUUUAUACCAUAGUGUUUGUUUUAUUAAUGUUUGUCUUUCUAGACAGUGUUACCUUGUAUGUUGUUAAAAAGGCACCUCUUGAAAGUCGCUGAAGAAUGAUGGAUGCAUAACUGAUUUUGUUUGUUUGUUUGGUUGGUUGUUUUUUCGAUCAUUUGCUUGUUUGUUUUCUUACCAAAACAUUAGGGCAAGAACCCAGUAGUGGACUUGCAUUGCCGUGGUAGUAUUUAUUUUGAAUUAAAUUAAAAGAAAUACAUUUCAGGGUU
Messenger RNA from Oreochromis niloticus (Nile tilapia), 7222 nucleotides. RefSeq names its product v-akt murine thymoma viral oncogene homolog 3b (gene akt3b). Bases 1459 to 2898 code for a protein of 479 amino acids. Gene Ontology annotation, biological process: protein phosphorylation. The record is from RefSeq and is a predicted model, not a curated record. The transcript has 14 exons. Lineage: Eukaryota; Metazoa; Chordata; Actinopteri; Cichliformes; Cichlidae. Gene Ontology annotation, molecular function: protein serine/threonine kinase activity; ATP binding.